This is a messenger RNA of Fundulus heteroclitus (mummichog), 2137 nucleotides long. It is a transcript of the gene clk2b, whose product is annotated as CDC-like kinase 2b. Gene Ontology annotation, biological process: regulation of RNA splicing; protein phosphorylation. Gene Ontology annotation, molecular function: protein tyrosine kinase activity; ATP binding. The coding region runs from base 134 to 1366 and encodes 410 amino acids. The transcript has 11 exons. Gene Ontology annotation, cellular component: nucleus. Lineage: Eukaryota; Metazoa; Chordata; Actinopteri; Cyprinodontiformes; Fundulidae. The record is from RefSeq and is a predicted model, not a curated record.
UCAGUUAUUUUGCUCCCUGCAGCUCCUGAAGCUUUAUCUGGUUCUCCUCCUCACAUUAAAGGAACAUCCCUCCUGUCUGCUUCUCUUCCACUUGAACUUGACCUUGCUUGUGUUGGAUCCGUGCCUCCGUGGGAUGGGAACCAAGGAGCUGUUUUCUCUCUUGAAGCGUGUUCUGGACUGCGUCUGUCUCUGCCUAUCUCAGAGAAGCGUUGAGACUGAAGCUGGGAAGGAACGGGACUCUAAAAAUGGCCACCUGAUCUACGAAAGCGGGGACAUCCUGGAGGACAGAUUGAGAGUGGGCCGCAGCCACGAUCCAGCAGACCGGCUUUACCUGAUCUCAAACUGUUUUCCAGAUGAGGUCCUCGACACUCUGGGCGAGGGGACCUUUGGGAAAGUGGUGCAGUGUUUGGACCACAGCAGAGGAGGAAGACCCAUAGCUCUGAAGAUCAUUAAGAACCUGGAGAAAUACAGAGAAGCGGCCAAGCUGGAGAUAAACGUGCUGGAGAAGAUCCGGGAGAAAGAUCCCGGGAACAAGCACAACUGUGUGCAGAUGCUCGACUGGUUUAGCUUCUACGGCCACGUGUGCAUCUCCUUUGAGCUGCUGUCUCUCAGCACCUUCGACUUCAUGAAGUCAAACAACUUCCUGCCUUAUCCCACUAACCAGAUCCGACACAUGGCGAGCCAGAUCUGCCACGCUGUCAGCUUUCUCCAUGACAACAAGCUGACUCACACCGACCUGAAGCCUGAGAACAUCCUCUUUGUCAACGCCGACUACUCGCUCGUAUACAACGCUGAGAAGAAGUGUUUUGAAAGGAGGGUGAGAGACACAACAGUGCGGCUGGUGGACUUUGGCAGCGCCACCUUCGACCACGAACACCACUCCGUCGUCGUCUCCACUCGUCACUAUCGGGCCCCUGAGGUCAUCCUGGAGCUGGGGUGGAGCCACCCGUGUGACGUUUGGAGCAUCGGCUGCAUCCUGUUUGAAUACUACGAAGGCUUUACGCUCUUCCAGACCCAUGACAACAAGGAACAUCUGGCGAUGAUGGAGAGGAUCCAGGGACCAAUUCCUCAACGGAUGAUCCAGUGGAGCAGGAAGCGCAGGUACUUCCACCACGGCCGUCUGGACUGGAACGAAUGCUCCAAGGCUGGACGUUUUGUGAAAUCCAAAUGCAAACCACUGAGGGGCUACUUGUUAUCACACGGGAGAGAGCACCACCAGUUUUUUGACCUCCUGGAGAGGAUGCUGGAGUACGACCCCCUGAGACGGACCUCGCUUGCUGCUGUGAUGGACCACCCCUUCUUCCUGCCGCCCAUCAAUGCUGGGAGGACUCAGGCCUGGAGGAACAGCUGGGACAAGAGCAAGUGACCCCCCCCCCCCCCCCCCCCCCAAGAGCUCCUUGACGCUACAUGGACCAUAUGAACGUGUUUGCAGGUUUACAUCUAAUUGUUCUUAACACAGUAUUCAUAUAGGAAGAGGAUUGAAAGGAGGGCUCACAUAUCAGAGAGGGGAUUUGUUUAUUUGCAAAUGAGGAGGCGGAUGUUGUGCUGAGGAGCCUUUGAAUUAGACCAAGGCUGAACGCUGAAGGUUUGAAUCUCUGGUAAAUAUUUCUAACUACGGUAAGUCUUAUUUAUUCCAAAAAACUGAAGUCCUCAUUAUUAGCUUUAGAGUCAAAGUGAAUGCUGUAAAGGAAGCUUUUAAUCAGAAGGAUUCCCUAAAUGGCUUUGCUGGCCCUGUUCUUCUUUUAAUUUUUUUUUUCCGUGUUGCAUCAUGGAAACGAUUGUUUAAAAAAAACAACAUUUUUUUAUAUGCUAUUUAGACAACAUCUAGUGUCAAACACUAUAAAGAUAAAGAGAAAUAGCUGCUGGGAGAAAUUCAGCUAUUUAACAAAAGAGGAUUGGUUUAAGUGAAACUGAGUUGAAGCAGUCAGACUGACAGCUCACAUGUCAGGAUAAAUAAAAAUGAAAUAUAAAAGAAAAAAAAAACACAUCUUGAAGUGUAUUAAUAUAUCUACAUUUUAAAGCCUGUUGAUGAAACCGUAAAAACCUUAUAUAUGAUGUUUACAUGCUGUCACCUGACAAUAAUAACUUCUUUUGAUAAUAAAUUUUAUAUUCACUGACGUCUUUGGUCGAAUAAUGA